AUGUCCUCUAAAUGGACCUUCAAGGCCCAACCUGGCAUCUUUGUUGAACUCGCUGGCAUUGCCCAUGAAUAUCCUGGAGAAAAAGUCACGACGCAACCUAACUUGGGCCUCAUUCCAGAUCAGAAAUACCCUUCUGAUGAUCCAGAUGCACCCGAUAAAAGGGACUGGGCUCGUCUCGCGGCAUAUGUGAGAUGGCUCAAUGAGAAUAGCUCCGACAAUGUCUCAUACAAAGUCUUGUACCUCACACGACAUGGCCUUGGAGUACACAAUAAGAUGCACGCCCAGGUAGGCUCCGAAGCGUGGAAUACAAGAGUGUCAUUCCAAAAUGGGGAUGGCGAAGACACCUGGUUUGAUGCCUUUCUCACCGAAGUCGGCGAAAAGCAAGCUCAAGAUCUCAACUCCUUCUGGACCGAUCUCAUCGAAAAGCAAGGCGCGCCACAGCCCAAAAUCUUCUACACAAGCCCACUAGCGAGAUGUCUUCAGACAACGGACAUCGUCUUCUCACCACUCAUGGCCUCACAAUCACCGCCCCAACAACCCAUCGUCAAAGAACUCCUCAGAGAGCGCAUCACUCGCCACACCUGCGACUACAGGAGGGAUCGCACAUGGAUAGCCGAAAACUAUCCCAGCUACAAGAUCGAAGAUGGGUUCGAGGAGGAGGACCAGUUCACCAACAGAGUUGAGCCUGAGACUGAUGAGGAGCAUGUUGUGAGGAAACAGAGGGCUUUGGAGGAUAUCUUUAAUGAGACGACCAAAGGCGACGACUUUGUAUCGUUGACAGUCCACUCGUACGCGAUCCGGGCGAUUCAGGCCGCCGUGGGAAGUGGUGUUUGUCGGACACGUGAAGGGACAAGUAUCGCGAUACUUGUCAGGGGUGAGAAGGAUGGAGAGGCAGACGGUCCAGAGCUGGACAUGAAUGACUAUGUGUCUGCAGAUCCUGCGGGCGUGAGCUCGUUGAGAAGAUUCUCCAUGUGA
This is a messenger RNA of Fusarium mangiferae, 975 nucleotides long. RefSeq lists its product as uncharacterized. Bases 1 to 975 code for a protein of 324 amino acids. Gene Ontology annotation, cellular component: cytoplasm. The transcript is spliced from 2 exons. The record is from RefSeq and is a predicted model, not a curated record. NCBI's taxonomy places the organism in Eukaryota, Fungi, Ascomycota, Sordariomycetes, Hypocreales, Nectriaceae. Gene Ontology annotation, molecular function: phosphatase activity.